Molecule: messenger RNA, 3294 nt
Organism: Hyposmocoma kahamanoa
Lineage: Eukaryota; Metazoa; Arthropoda; Insecta; Lepidoptera; Cosmopterigidae
Gene: pen-2
Product: gamma-secretase subunit pen-2
Exons: 3
Coding region: 48-353 (101 amino acids)
Biological process (GO): Notch receptor processing
Cellular component (GO): gamma-secretase complex
Source: RefSeq, a predicted model, not a curated record
AACGUCCUAUAGUUUAUUCUUAUCAAAUACAAUAAAUAGGCUUUAAAAUGGAUCUAAAUAGAUUGCCAAAUGAUAAAAAGCUGGAGCUCUGCAGGUGGUAUUUCAAAGUUGGCUGUGUAUUUCUCCCAUUUGUAUGGGCGGUAAACGCUGUAUGGUUCUUCAAGGAGGCGUUUGUGAAGCCAGCUUUCGAUGAACAAAAACAGAUAAAGAGAUAUGUAGUGAUGAGCGCUAUUGGCGCAAUCACAUGGUCGAUAGUCCUCUGCACAUGGGUGGCACUGUACCAAACUAGACGCGUACAGUGGGGCGCCGCCGGAGACGCAAUAUCGUUCAUUCUACCUUUGGGACGUGCAUAGGAAAAUCUCACUCUCAUACUCUAACCAUCAUCGACCAUGUUCACCUUAUAGCUGGGCUAGAAAGUCUUCUACACUUGUCCAACUUCGCUCGCAGGCUGCGUAGUAAGAUAAUUAGUAAAUUAAACUGCACAUGACUAGAAGAAUCAAGUGAUUCAAGCUUGCGGAUCCCCCACACAAUGUUACACAUAUUCUGGACCCACUGUAUCUGACCAGCUGCACCCGAGAAGACCUGCUAAAGGCAAUGGAUACUGCGGCUGGGUCAAAGAAAUGCAACCCCAGUUUGGUAUUUUAUUGGCUUUUGUCAUUGACUCAAGAAGAAGAAGAAGAAAGGUUCAAGCCCUCCAUGGUAACAAUGAAAACCUCUCCUCUGUUACUACAGACUCAGUGAUACUGAUUGCUCGGAAUCAAACUCAAGACUUUCUACAUAGGAGGCAAGCAUUUUCCUAACGAAACUGUCACUUACUCCAUCAUGUAUCAUAACUGACUAACAUAUGUAUCAAAACUUUUUUCUUAUCUAAAUCGUGUAUAUUUGUUUUUUCAAACAAUACAACAUUUCGAGCUCUGUACAGGUCUCCAUGGUCAGGGCGUAGUAAGAUGAUUUCUAAUAUUAAUUUGUCUAUGUAAUUAUACUUCUAUUCAUAACCAUAUGUAGAUGAUUAUUUCUAAGUAAGGAUAAUAACUGUUUGAUAACUAACAAGCAUCCACCGCGAAAGCCCUGGUUUGUGGUCGGCGCAUUUUCUAGAAAUGCAUUGGUCUUGGCCUUUAGACUAUGUACUGGCCACUUUCUUUAAAUAAAUUCUACCGUCUAAUAAAAAUAGCGGAAUCUCCACUACGUAAAUUCUGUAACAAACUUGAAGAUAUGCUACAUUUAAUGUAAUGUGGCCAUUAUGUGACUUUGAGAAACCAAUUUCAAUUAGGGGAUAUUUGGCAGGUUGGGGAAUUAAAUGUCAUGUUGGGUAAACCAUUGACGAAAAGGGCUAAAACUCUGUACUACAUGUGAGGUCUUGUCUCUCACUACGAGGCGACACGAUACAGCAGAAUAAUAUGAUCCACAAGGAUUGACAUCACAGGGCCGACAUUGACACUCAAGUGUUACAGGCGUUAUUAAAAAUAAGAGUAUAAAAAAAAUCUAACAAUAAUAAUGCCAUUUUGUACAGCCAUGAUCGUGAGAUCUGGGUAUUUUCUUCAAACAACUGCUCGUUGAGAUUCCACUGAGAUCAUAUUGCAAUCAUGAUCAUAGUUGUUAUUCAGCUAAAAUCUAGUUACAACUGCAGUCCAAUCUCAAUAGUGUCUUUUUUUUAAACUAUUUUUUAUUGGGGCUUUAGCCACCUUGAGUGCCUAUGUCAGCCUCAUGGGCGGAAUACUGGGUUCCCUACUCAAGAGACAUGUUCAAAAACUUGUACAGGAUCUCUGAGCCAACAAUUAAUUUGUCCAUUGCAUAAACUUACAUUCCCAAACAUUGUACGCCAUUACGGUUACAUUCCACCAAUACAUUAUACAGAUCCUCUAUUUUAUUGCAAGUACUGCACAAUGGGGAUGGUUUAAAACCCGUCAUAUGAAAGAAUUUAUUAGUCGGAAUGUGACCAGAACGCAGUGUAAAAGCCGAUAUAUGAUUUUUCCUUGCAUCUUAAAUCUUGCAUUUUAAAUUUUCACAUUAUAUCUCUUAACUCAACGAGACUUUAGGCCUCCUCCAGAUCUUUCCAGUGUACUAGAGCUACUCUUCUCCGACAUGGGCCUGUUGUUAGCUUCAGCUCAUCCUCCCAUCUUUGAUGUUGACGCCCUCUAUUACGUUUUCCAUCACAUGGUUACCAAUUGGUGACUACUUUGCUCUAUUUUUCCGGACCACGCAACAGAUGCCCAGUCCAACGCCGUUGUGCCUGAUCUAUCUUUGGAAGCACAUCACUUAACCUGGUUUGUCUCCUAACACUGUCACUCCUGACCGGGAAGUGAGCGUGCCUACAGCUCCGGUACCUAUCUGGAAAAUAUGUGUACGUGCACCCUUACAGAGAACCGGAUGAAGUACGUGCAAACGUGCUGAUCCGGUGUUAGGACCUGACUUAGAGGUCCCUGUGCGAGUCACAGUCACUGACAAGUCAUAGUGCCCUUCUCGUAUACCCUCAGGAUCGGUAGGGAGGGUCACUAUAAUCAAAAGUAAUGUAGAAAGAUAUGGGGCUGUCAAUCUUGAUGUUUUGAAUUUUCCUCCAGCCGAGCAUGCUGUGCUCCAUUGCUCGUUGACCCACCUGUAGUUUGCUUCUGUGUACUCUAUUUAGUGACCAUGUUUCGCACUCAUAAGUCAGGCAUGGAACAAUGCAUAGGUUGAAAAUCUUUCUUUUCACGGUCAUGGGUAAGUCUUUGCUUUUCGUUAUUUCCUUUAGAGUCCAGUAUUUCUUCCAGCCGCUUGCCAGUCUAUUCUUCUAAUUACUAUGCAUGUCUUAUUUUUUAUCUCGUUUAAUGACCAACUUAAUUUUCAAAUUAAAAUAGUUAUAAUACACUAUUAGUAGGCUACACCAGUGAAGUGCCGGCAGCUGGCCUUUGAAGAGUAGAAUACCAAAUGUACAAAACCCUGCCAUCACAGACAUAUCUAGUAAUAUGUCUGUGCCUGCCAUUGUCACACAACCUAGAUGAUUGAAAAUUAGCAGAUCAAUUAAAAGACAUUGGUCUGUUAGGAGAGGUUUAAUGCUGAGCAACCCGUUGACAAAGAGUGCUGAAACUCUAUACUCUUAUGUGAGGUGAUGAGGAGCAAUACCUCUCAUGGGAGUAGUGACAGAUAAAGGAGGACAGUUAUUUGUAUGUAUACAUCCAUUACGAGGCCGACAUAAACGCUCGAAGGCCUCUUAAAACUAGUUUUUAAAAAUUUAAAGACUUGGCGCCCUGUAAAGAACCCGAAACGUUGGUUUAUUUGAAAAAAAAAACAAAUAUGCGCUAUUUAGAUUCGAAAAAA